Molecule: messenger RNA, 3048 nt
Organism: Ruditapes philippinarum (Manila clam)
Lineage: Eukaryota; Metazoa; Mollusca; Bivalvia; Venerida; Veneridae
Product: probable serine/threonine-protein kinase roco6
Exons: 8
Coding region: 1630-3048 (472 amino acids)
Source: RefSeq, a predicted model, not a curated record
GUUAAACAGAACCAUAUGAAAAACAUGUGUCAACAAACAUGUGUUAAACUCAUGGUUAUCGCAUGUUUUUCAUAUAAAUAAGUUUUCAUAUGUUAAAUAUAUGUGACCUUUCAUGUGUUUUUCAUAUGAUAAAUUUAUGAUCAUAUAUACUGCAAGAUUUACACUUUUAACAGUCUUAAUAGAUUCUACAUGAUUGCACAUAAAUUCUUAAAAUAUUCUUGGUUCAUGCAUCUAUGUGCAACUUAUUGUUAUGGGGACAAUAGUCUGCCAUUCAUUUUUAGGAACCGAAGGGAGACAUAAUAUAAUCGCACCGUCUGUCCGUCCGUCUGUCCGUCCUUCCGUCCGUUCUCAUAUUGUGUUGCACGUAGCUAAAAAUGUAUUUGACAUAGAGUCAUGAAACUUUUCAGGAAUGUUGAUCAGCAUGUGAAGUUGUGCACCUGGGGUUUUGCUUAUGGAUUAAUUCUGUUUUGUCACAGUUUUGCCCUUGAUUUAAUAAAAAUUUGCGAUUUUCAACUUGUGUCGCACGUAGCUCAAAAAGUAUUUGACCUACAGUUAUGAAUCUUUACAGGAAUUUUGAUACGCAUGUGUAGUUGUGCAACUGGGUAUUUUCGUUUAAAUUUAUUUAGUAUUUGUAGAGUUAUUGUAAUUGACUUAGUAAAAAUUUUCAAUUUUCAACUUGUUUCACAUGUAGCUCAAAAAGAAUUUGACAUAGGGUCAUGAAACUUUACAGGAAUGUUGACAAGCAUGUGAAGUGGUGUAUCUGGUGUUUCGAUUGUGAAUUUAUAUGUUUUGUCAGAGUUAUUGCCCUUGACUAAGUGAAAAUAUGCAAUUUUCAAUUUGUGUCUUGCGCAGCUCAAAAUGUAUUUUACCUAAAGUCAUGAAACUUAACAGGAAUGGUGGUCGGUAUAAUGUAGUUGUGCACCUUGGAUUUUACUUGUGGAUUUAUCCAGUAUUUGUAGAGUUAUUGCCCUUGACUUAGUAGGUAAAAACCGUUCCAUUAUGUUGUGUUAUUUGUUCCUUGAGUGCGACAGUUACAAUCAAUCAAAUUUGAUCAAUACUGUGAAGCUAUGCACCUGGGAUUUUGCAUGUGAAUUUUAAAAUAUUGCCCUUAACUUAGUAUAUAUUUGCAAUUUUCAAUUUGUUCAUGCAUAGCUCAAAAAGUAUUUGACCUGUAGGCCUGAAAGUUUACAGGAAUGUUGGUCAGCAUGUGUACUUAUUAUCUUGGGGUUUGCUUGUGGAUUUAUUCAGUAUUUGUAAAGUUCUUGCCCUUUACUUAGUAAAAGAUUUUGAGUUUUCACAUUAACCCAAAACAAUUUGAACUAGAGUCAUAAAAUUUACAAAACAGUUGAAUGGGGGCACAUGUGUCCUAUGGAUACAUUUCUAGUUAUAACAUUUUAACAAGCAUUUUAAAAGAGAAAAUGGAUCAUUAAAAACAAAAAUAAUUGUUCCGCUUAAUAUCAUUAUCCCGGGGGCAUUUAUAUUUUGCGGAACGAAACAGAAGCAAUAUAGAACGAGUUGUACUGAAACAAAUGUCACGUGACACUGGAUUAUGAAAGAUUACUUAUCCAUUGUAUAUUUAUUUUUCAAGCCACUGGACACAGCAGUUUGAUCCCUCUAGAAAUCCUUAGAAUGGAUAAGCAUUCAAUAGAAUUAUACAAACGAGCAUUAAGUGAGGGCAAAGAAGCUGUUUACAAUAUUCGAGUAAUGGUUGUCGGCCAUUACGGUGUUGGCAAGACAACGCUAACAAAGCGUCUGUUAGAUGAAGAUGUUGAUAUUAACAAGCGAGAGAGCACAAAUGGUAUUGAUGUUCACGUAAAAAGAUGUAAAGUGUCCCUGGAAACUGGACAAUGGGAAACAGUAGCCAAAGAUCAGAAAGUUGGCACAGUGUGUAACCGUCUGCUUAAUUUGUUAAAAAAAACACUUACCACGGAAAAGGAAGUUGUUGUAAUAGAAAAUGAGAGUACAGUAGGAGCUGUUAAUGAAGAGUUUGAAGUUGUAGAUGAAGAUACAUCAAUAGAGAGCAACAGCCAAGAUAUUACAGAAAAGAAUGAAGGUGCAGAAGUUGUGUGUACAGAACCAGAACCAAAGAUGAAAGUAACUUUGACACCGCUGGAAGUAGAAAACGUCACUAAUGAGAAUUUCCAACCACUUCAAGACACCAAGGAAGAAAAUAUACUAUAUCACUUGAAGGCCUUGAUAGAAGAAGUUCAGCAUUCAGGGUCCACAGAUAAUUUAAACAUGGCGGAUGUCUCCAUUUGGGAUUUUGCGGGACAGUUUGUAUUCUAUGCCACUCAUCAGGUGUUUUUGUCAAGGAGAGCGGUGUAUUUGUUAGUCACAGACGUAUCUAAAAGCAUGGAGGACAUGGUAAAAGAUGAUGAAUGUUUCCAGGAUAGCAUAGGUGUUAAACAUUGGAAAAUAUCAGAAUUUGCUAAUUUCUGGUUAAAUUCAAUCCACGAGUUUUGCGGUUCAUCGGAUGAGUCAGGCCCGCCUGUCCUGCUGGUUGGAACGCGUGCAGAUAAGAUAAAACAACUUUUUCCAGAGAAAACAAAGCAAAUGGCAAUUAUAAACAAUUAUUUCUAUGAAUUGAGAUCGCUUUUUCACAAGGAAUCCAUAAGUCAUCUGAUAGAGGAAGACUUUCCAGUUGAUAAUACUAUCAAAAACGGCAGCAUUGAUUUACUAAAAAAAAAAAUUGUCGAAUCCGCGAAGGCACAAUCAUAUUGGGGAGAGAUUAUUCCAGCAAAAUGGAUAACAUUGGAAAACAGCAUUGCCAUUCUGAAAAAUGAGGGUUCAAAGGUUCUACAUAUAGACAUGUUGCGGCGUCUGAACAACACAUUGCCUGUUCCUAUAGAAACAGAUGAAGUACUGAAAUUAUUUUUAAGGUUUCAUCAUGAAUCUGGAAAUAUUCUAUAUUACAGCGAUGAUAACUUAGGUGAUACAAUUGUCCUUGACCCCCAGUGGUUGAUAGACGCCUUCAAAAGCAUUAUAACCGCCAGAAUGUUCUGCUGCAAAAGCCGAAAAAUUUUUCGAAAAUUUGGGAAAAUGUUUUAA